Messenger RNA from Trichomonas vaginalis G3, 681 nucleotides. Its product is annotated as protein serine/threonine kinase protein. Gene Ontology annotation, molecular function: protein serine/threonine kinase activity; ATP binding. Gene Ontology annotation, biological process: protein phosphorylation; intracellular signal transduction. Bases 1 to 681 code for a protein of 226 amino acids. Lineage: Eukaryota; Parabasalia; Trichomonadida; Trichomonadidae. The transcript has a single exon. The record is from RefSeq and is a predicted model, not a curated record. Gene Ontology annotation, cellular component: cytoplasm.
AUGAACGAAGAAAAUCUAGGCAAUCUUUCAUUUUUAAUUCCACAAACAAUUGGAAAGUAUCAGGUUAUUCGCCAAAUAGGCAAAGGUGGCUUUGCUGUUGUUGUUUUAGGUUUUGAUCCAAAAACUAAUCAAAAGGUUGCCAUCAAGAUAUUUGAUCGUGAAGAAAUUGCAAAAGGAGGCUUUAUGAAGUACCUUGAAAACAAAUUACGUCUCUGUGUUCGAUUUAAUCAUCCCAAUAUAGUUAAGAUUUACGACAUCAUCUAUACUGAAAAGUUUAUUAUGAUGGUUAUGGAGUACAUAGAAAACGGAGAUCUUCAGUCCCUAAUUAACAGAAAUUUUCACUUCUCUAUCCAAGAACAAUUAAAAAUUGCUUACGAAGUAUUAAGCGCCAUAGAUUAUUUACAUAAAAGAGGCAUAUCUCAUAGAGAUAUUAAGCCAGAAAACAUCCUUUUUGACCAAGACUUCCAUGCAAAACUCAUUGAUUUCGGUCUAUCGAAAGAAAAUUCAGAUAUUUUAAGCACCUAUUGCGGAACCCCUUUCAACAUGGCACCAGAUUUAGUAAUGAAUUCAGCAUAUGACGGAACAAAGGCUGAUAUCUGGGCCUUCGGAGUUACUUUUCAUGUAUUAGCCACAAAACAGUUUCCUUUUGAAGUAAAAAACGAAGUAGAGUUCCUAAAUUAG